Molecule: messenger RNA, 1796 nt
Organism: Folsomia candida
Lineage: Eukaryota; Metazoa; Arthropoda; Collembola; Entomobryomorpha; Isotomidae
Product: solute carrier family 13 member 3
Exons: 6
Coding region: 43-1641 (532 amino acids)
Biological process (GO): monoatomic anion transmembrane transport; citrate transport
Cellular component (GO): membrane
Molecular function (GO): citrate transmembrane transporter activity; succinate transmembrane transporter activity
Source: RefSeq, a predicted model, not a curated record
UCACUCACGUAGUGAAACGUGCAUCAUAUCUUGUGUAUUAAAAUGGCGAUUAAUUGGAAAUUUUGGUGGUGCAUUUUACUUCCUAUUUUACUCUGUCCAUUCCUAAUUUUUGGAAAUGAGGAGUCAAAACCUAUGCUAAAAUGUUCCUACGUGAUUCUUCUCAUGGCGUUGUUCUGGGUGCUGGAAGCGCUCCCAAUUCCUAUCACGUCACUUUUACCUGUAGCCCUCUUUCCGCUGCUGGGACUUCAGAGCACUUCUCAGGUUGUCGGAAAUUACAUGAAAGAGUCGGGGAUGAUGUUUUUAGGAGGGAUUUCAUUAGCAUUGGGGAUAUCACAUUGCGGUCUGCAUAAACGCCUCGCCCUCAAAACCCUACUCGUCAUAGGGACCAGCCCGUGGAGAUUGCUUUUUGGAGUCUUACUAACAACCUCGUUUUUGUCUUGUUGGGUUGUCAGCACGACGGCAGCAGCCAUGGCAGUCCCCAUCGUUUCCGGAUUGGUCGAAGCGUUCAAUGUUUCCGACAAGGAGAGAAAAAAGUUGAGGAUUUUAUUCUUCCUGGCGGCCGGAUAUGGGGCGAAUGUUGGCGGAACAGCGGUCAUCAUUGGGUCCAGUGCCAAUCUCAUUUUCCGGGAUCUUGUCGCACUAGAAAACAUUGGUCAAAAUGGUAAAUAUCGCGACAUAAAUUUCGCCACGUGGGCCGCCUUCGGCGUUCCCAUCGCCCUCGUCAACAUCCUCAUUGUGUGGGGUGUCCUUGGCUUUAUUCACUUAAGAGGAAAGAAAUCCUUGCCAGACGAUGUGGACGACGACAUUUCUCAAGAUACGGAUGCACACACUGUGAGGAAAAAUCUGUCCCAAAAGUUGAAAGAUUUAGGGCCCUUGAGUUUCCAUGAGAAGGCCAUUUCUGUAAUUUUUGGGCUUACUGUACUCCUCUGGUUCACGAGGGACCCUCAAGUCUUCCCCGGGUGGCAGGAAGUACUAUUUCCCUCUGGACAAAUUAAAAUAGGAGAUUCGUCCGUCGCCAUAAUUAUGGUGUUUGUAAUGUUCACGAUUCCCAAGGACCCCAAGGUUAUCUUGAAAUGGAAGAAGUUAGGCUCAUCCACCGAAACAUUAAUGACAUGGUCUCAUCUUCAGUCCAAUUUUCCCUGGAGCGUGCUUCUCCUUCUCGGCGGAGGUUUCGCCAUCUCGGACGGCGCCCAAGUUUCCGGUCUGUCCGAAUGGGUCGGCCAACAACUCGAGGGCCUUUCCUCACUUCCGCAUCCCGUCCUACUUUUCAUCAUCCUCCUAAUUGUCUCCGUCUUGACGGAAUUCACCUCAAAUUCGGGCACUGUCAGCCUCCUGACGCCCAUCCUGUUUUCGCUAUCCCGCCGGUUAGACAUUCACCCGCUCUAUGUCUCCUUCGCUGCCGUGAUCGUGUCUCAAUACGCGUUCGUCCUCCCGACAUCGAACCCCUCGAAUGCGAUCUGCUUUGCCGCGGGAGAAUUAAGAAUUAAGGAUAUGGCCACGCCGGGAGUAAUUUUAAACUUUUUAUGCUUAAUUGUUCUCUUUGUUCUGCAUAUAAGUUACGGUCAGUUAAUAUUUAAUUUUAGCAAUUAUAGUUAUUCGAAUAUUACAAUAGGAGAUGGAGGAAGUGAACUGCUAUUCUAAUAAAUUAUGUAAAUAUAUAUAUAAUAUUGAAAUUGUUAAUAGUAAAGUUUUUUUGCAUAAGAAACAUUCCGUUAGUAAAUUUUUACUGUAAAAAAAAUACCUGCCCAUGGAAUGUGUAUAAUAAAGAGAUUUCGGGAGUGGUUGAGGUAAAUUUA